AUGCACCGAGGAACCUCAGACUUAGCAACAAGUUCUACCUAUUCUGGCCCCAGAGCUAGGAGCCAGAAGGCGGGCGGGUGGGGUGAGUGGGAGGAGCAGGCUGGGCUCUGCACAUCUGCUACUCCACUCAACCCAGCUCAGGCACCUGCAGACCAACCAGAGCUGGCAGCAACCUCUACCUCCUUUGCUUUCAAGAGACUUGGACUUGGAGCAGAACCCAGGGAGGUCCGCGCAGAGCCAUGGGCAGCCGUGUUUCUCGGGAAGAUUUUGAGUGGGUCGACACGGAUGAGCCGCAUGCGCAGAGGAGACGGGAGAUCCUGGAUUUCCCACAAUUUCCCCUUUGGCCACCACAAGGCCCUGUGGAACCGCUGGUUUGGAAUAUUUACUAAUCUCCCUUUUGGUAUUCCAUUUUCAAUUUCCUAUAAAAUGUAUCACAUAGAUCACCAUCGGUACCUCGGGGCUGUUGGCAUUGAUGUGGAUGCGCCUUCUGACUUUGAGGGCUGGUUCUUCUGCACCACUUACAGGAAGCUUUUAUGGCUUGUUUUCCAGCCUUUUUUUCUUUUACUUCGACCUUAUUUCAUCAACCCCAAACCAGUCACUAAUUUGGAAACUAUCAAUAUUGUGGCCCAGAUCACUUUUAACAUUAUAGUUUACUAUGUUUUUGGAAUUAAAUCUUUAGUCUACAUGAUGGCAGCCUCCCUACUUGGCUUGGGUUUGAACCCAAUUUCUGGGCAUUUUAUAGCUGACCACUACAUGUUCUUAAAGGGGCAAGACACAAACUCAUAUUAUGGGCCUCUCAACUUUUUCAUGUUUAAUGGAGGCUAUCACAAUGAACACCAUGACUUCCCCAAUAUUCCUGGAAGCCGUCUUCCACAGGUGAGGAAAAUCGCAGCUGAGUACUACGAUGAGCUACCACAUCACACCUCCUGGGGGAAGGUGCUGUAUGACUUCAUGAUGGAUAACACAAUGAGCCCCUACUCGAGGAUAAAGAGGCCCCGGAAAGGGAACGAGGUUCUAAGUCAAUGA
Molecule: messenger RNA, 1026 nt
Organism: Mastomys coucha (southern multimammate mouse)
Lineage: Eukaryota; Metazoa; Chordata; Mammalia; Rodentia; Muridae
Product: sphingolipid delta(4)-desaturase DES1-like
Exons: 3
Coding region: 1-1026 (341 amino acids)
Biological process (GO): ceramide biosynthetic process
Molecular function (GO): sphingolipid delta-4 desaturase activity
Source: RefSeq, a predicted model, not a curated record